Molecule: messenger RNA, 366 nt
Organism: Cryptococcus amylolentus CBS 6039
Lineage: Eukaryota; Fungi; Basidiomycota; Tremellomycetes; Tremellales; Cryptococcaceae
Exons: 2
Coding region: 1-366 (121 amino acids)
Cellular component (GO): oligosaccharyltransferase complex
Source: RefSeq, a predicted model, not a curated record
AUGGACGCGCUCGCGGCGGAGUUCAAUCUUGCUCUUGCAUCUCCAUCGUCUCAGAACGCUUCAUCGCUGCCCAACCCCAUCUCGUCGGCACCCACGAGCAGCCCACCCGCCCCUUCCACACCUCUGCCAGCAUCGUUUGCUGCUUGUUCAAGAGACGUCUGCUGCGCAUCGCGUCGAGCGGUAAAAUCCUUACCCCUACUGCUUACAGCCCAAUCCCCCGCCCCCCACACCCCAAACAGCAACCACCCCACCAUGAUCUCUGACGGCGCUCUGACAGACAUUGCGAACGGCCUCGGUAUCGCAGCCAUGGCUUUCAUCGUCUUCUACCACUUUAUUUCUGUCAACGGGAAGAGGAUGGAGCAGUAG